This is a messenger RNA of Aspergillus novofumigatus IBT 16806, 1696 nucleotides long. Its product is annotated as BRcat and Rcat domain-containing protein. Lineage: Eukaryota; Fungi; Ascomycota; Eurotiomycetes; Eurotiales; Aspergillaceae. The record is from RefSeq and is a predicted model, not a curated record. Bases 500 to 1696 code for a protein of 398 amino acids. Gene Ontology annotation, molecular function: zinc ion binding. The transcript is spliced from 5 exons.
GCUUCGUGUGCAGUCACUUGAUAACAUUGAGUCUGGAGUUUCUCUCAAGCGCCAGUUUUCACAGUAAUCUAAGUUUUGUUUAUUGAUUGACCACCUAUAGCAUCCAAUUUCACAGAAGCGACACCAUGCGGUCUGAACUUAUUUGCGUGAUCAGUUCAAGGGCUUCGCGGGAUGGGCGCCAAAGUUGCGACCAAAAAUCGGUGUGACUGACAGAUCGCAUGCAACUUCAGUUUUACUCCCCGCUUGAGCAAGGGCUCCCAAGACUGUGAUAUUCUCUCGGUAGCGCCAGCCUAGAGCGGGGCAAAGGCCAUAAUUGCUGCUUUUCGGUGCCAGGUCGUACAAGAUACGGAAAGGCAUGUGGACCAUAUAUGCACCAAUAUUUCAACCUGCGGUGUAGUGGUGGCCCCCUUCUUUGACAACACAUCCCUAGAUUAGUUCAAACGCUUUCUCUCAGCUUAGCAGACAUAAUCUGCCUCAUAUCUUAUUCAGUUCAGCUACGAUGGCCUUUGUCCUAGCACCAGAAAUAGACCAGCCUACAGCUGACCUGCUUGUUCAACUACAGCUGCAAGAUGCCAGUCUUUACUUUAAAUCCUCCAAAGGGAAAUCGCGUGAUCCCACUGACGAGGAGCUGGCAUUUCAGCUACAAAAUAAGGAGUUAGAAAUUAUUUCUCAUUUCGCAGCUGCAGUCCAAGCUGAUAGAUGCAUCGUGGCUGUGAACCAGGUGGAAGAAGAGAACGCAUGUAAUAACCAAGAUAUUGCUCGUCAGUGGAUGGAGAAUGGAUGUCUUGAGUCUUCAGCUGAUUUCAAAUCAAAAUCAGUGACUUUGGAUGAUGAGACUCUGGCUAAACUCCAAAUCUUAUAUGUGUCCGGCAUGGAGGGAUACCAAAACAUAGGGAUUAUAGGCGAAUUUGUCAACAUGGCCUGUGUUCCUUGUCAGCAUGAGUAUUAUUAUCCCUCUCGCAUAUUUCUCAAGUCCAAUCUAAUAGAGCAGUAUGAGAAAAAGAAGAUUGAGUUUAAAACUCCAAACAGAACAUACUGCUACUAUUCUGAAUGUGAUGCGUUCAUCAACACAUCACACAUUAAUGGUGAAGUAGCCACAUGCCCCAGUUGCGGGCACAUAACUUAUACAAACUGCAAAGGGCGGGCACAUAUGGGAGACUAUCUGAAUAAUACCGCCAUGCAACAGCUGUUAGCAACCGCACAAGAAAACAGAUGGCAACGCUGCUAUUCGUGCUGGAGAAUGGUGGAACUGGAUCAUGGUUGCAAUCAUAUAAUGUUCGAUGAGCGUCGUCUUCUUGCGCGUGCAUACCAAUUAAUUGAUCGAGAUGGAGACCAGCCGCUCGCUGCUAAACCCCCACCAGAUAUCAAUGAGCCUCGGCUGGAGGGUCACCUUGCCAUGGAGACUAACAAGUUUCACAUAGAAAGUCAGGAAGCACAACCAGAGCAGGCAGAUGAAGAGUCGCACGCCGCUCCAGAAGCUUCAGCAUCCCCUUCUUCUCAGACACCACGAGAUAUUUUGGUUGCGAGAACUAUUCAGGAGCUCAGAGAGAAUCAUGAGUGCAUGCAUGAUAGAUGGAAGUAUAUUCGGGGACCCCAUCGAUGCGAGGAGUGUUCCUAUUAUUUGCGGGAAUAUAUAUUCGAAUGCCGUCAAUGCAGGAUUCAAGCUUGCAACCGGUGCAGAAGGAAUAGGCUUUAG